UGAAGGUUCACUGCGGUGACACUGUCGUUAGCUGUCUGCUCCUGCAUAGUAAUCCGUUUUAGCAACAAUGUCUGGUCGUGUCCUCGUCGGAGUUAAGCGUGUCAUUGACUACGCUGUUAAGAUUCGUGUGAAGCCAGACAACACUAGCGUGGUGACGGAUGGUGUAAAGCACUCAAUGAACCCCUUCUGUGAGAUCGCAGUGGAGGAGGCGGUCAAGAUGAAGGAGAAGAAGCUCAUUAAGGAGGUUGUGGCUGUCAGCUGCGGGCCACAGCAGGCACAGGAAACCAUCCGUACUGCCCUUGCCAUGGGAGCAGACAGAGGCAUUCAUGUGGAAGUGACUGGGAAGGACUAUGAAACCCUGGGACCCCUGCAGGUCUCCAAGAUCAUGGCCGCUUUGGCCAAAAAGGAGGACGCUCAACUCGUCAUCCUAGGCAAACAGGCCAUCGAUGAUGACUGCAAUCAGACCGGCCAGAUGACAGCAGCCUUACUGGACUGGCCUCAGGGUACCUUUGCAUCAGAGGUGUCACUGGAAGGCGACAAGCUUAAAGUGGUGAGAGAGAUUGACGGUGGCCUGGAAACUAUUAAAAUCAACACACCAGCAGUGGUUACCGCAGACCUUCGACUAAACACCCCCAGAUAUGCCACACUGCCUAACAUCAUGAAAGCCAAGAAGAAGAAGAUAGCUAACGUGAAGCCUGCGGAUUUAGGGGUGGACAUCACGUCACGGUUGGAGGUGUUGAGAGUGGAUGAACCCCCACAGAGACAGGCUGGAGUCAAGGUGGAGACAGUGGAAGACCUGGUGGGCAAGCUGAAGGAGACGGGGAGGGUAUAGAGGCAUUAGUAACAUAAGCAGGAGAGCUCACAACUUGACAGCAGGGACUCUCUAAUGAAUAACUGGACUGUACUGCAUAAGCACACCGGCAGGAAUAGCUUAUGUUUGGGUCUAAUCCCUCUGUUUGAGACUGUGACUCCUGAGGAUAUACAUGGAGGUACUGACAGGCGUACUGAGACACACUGUCCUGCAGCGAACAACCCCAAAAAGGAUCAUCUUGUCUUUUACAUGCAUUUUAACUUACAUUCAUCUGUAUUAUAGACUACUGAUCUGACUUUAGACAGGCAGUCUCAAUGCAAUCAUUGGAACCCAGAGGCUAUAAUUCAUGCUGCUGUUUAUCUGACACUGUACACCAUCAGUACGAUGCAUUUCACCAACACUUACUUGACUCAGCUGUUUAAUCUUGUGUCCACAGUCCCACAUGUUAAGAGGUGCAGGUUUUGUAAAUGAUAAAUGUAAAUAUGGACCCAAACAUGCUGAGAUAAUUAUGUCCCUCAAGAUUAAUGCAGAGUCUGCUGGUAAUUUGUAUAGAUUGUUUAAUUAUAACUGGGUUUCAGGACUGUGUUGACGGUGUCUCUCAGUAUGAGCAAGGAAAGAUGAUCGUACAUCUGACUUUUACCGUAAGCGCCUCAUUUUUCUGUUGAUUGUACAGAACAUUACCAUGACAAUAAAGCAGCCAGUCUUUUUCAUAUCGAAAUACA
Messenger RNA from Plectropomus leopardus (leopard coralgrouper), 1533 nucleotides. It is a transcript of the gene etfb, whose product is annotated as electron transfer flavoprotein subunit beta. The record is from RefSeq and is a predicted model, not a curated record. NCBI's taxonomy places the organism in Eukaryota, Metazoa, Chordata, Actinopteri, Perciformes, Serranidae. Gene Ontology annotation, molecular function: electron transfer activity. Gene Ontology annotation, cellular component: mitochondrion. Gene Ontology annotation, biological process: amino acid catabolic process; fatty acid beta-oxidation using acyl-CoA dehydrogenase.